Pseudomassariella vexata is the source of this 1284-nucleotide messenger RNA. RefSeq names its product glycoside hydrolase superfamily. Gene Ontology annotation, biological process: carbohydrate metabolic process; chitin catabolic process. Bases 1 to 1284 code for a protein of 427 amino acids. The record is from RefSeq and is a predicted model, not a curated record. Gene Ontology annotation, molecular function: chitinase activity; chitin binding. The transcript has 4 exons. NCBI's taxonomy places the organism in Eukaryota, Fungi, Ascomycota, Sordariomycetes, Amphisphaeriales, Pseudomassariaceae. Gene Ontology annotation, cellular component: extracellular region.
AUGUUUGCCUGCAAAGCCUUGAGGUUGCUUGCAACCACAAUCACACUCUAUGCUAUCCUUGGUAUGUCCAGCCCUAUCAACUCUGUCAGCCUUGUCGAGGACAUCGACAAGCGUGACACUGGCUACUUGAACAGUGUGUACUUCGUGAACUGGGGCAUCUACGGCCGAAACUACCAGCCAGCACAACUGCCAGCUAGUCAGGUCACACAUGUGCUCUACGCAUUUGCUAAUCUCCAACAGGACGGAACUGUCUACUCAUCAGACGCUUACGCGGACUACCAGAAACACUACGACGGUGACUCCUGGAACGACGUCGGUAACAACGCCUACGGCUGCGUAAAACAACUCUACCUUCUCAAAAAGGCCAACCGCAAUAUGAAAGUCCUCCUAAGCAUCGGCGGCUGGACCUACUCAACCAACUUCGCUGCCGCCGCAAGCACCGCCACCACGAGGUCCACCUUCGCCAAGACGGCCGUGACCCUCGUCAAAGACUGGGGCUUCGACGGCAUCGACGUCGACUGGGAGUACCCCACGGACGCGACCCAAGCCGCCAAUAUGGUUUCGCUCCUGCAAGCGAUCCGCUCGGAACUUGAUUCUUACGCCGCGAGUGACGCGCCGGGGUACCAUUUUGUGCUGACCAUUGCGUCGCCGGCCGGGCCAACGAAUUAUAAUGUCAUGCAGCUGAAUGCAAUGGCGGAGGUGUUGGACUAUUUCAACUUGAUGGCGUAUGAUUAUGCAGGGUCGUGGGACACUACUUCGGGACAUCAGGCGAAUCUGUAUCCUAACCCGAGUAAUCCCCAAUCGACCCCCUUUUCCACCGACGCUGCUGUGUCCGACUACAUCACAGCCGGGGUCCCCGCGUCCAAGAUAGUUCUCGGGAUGCCCAUAUAUGGUCGCUCGUUUGAAUCCACGGCCGGGGUGGGACAGACGUACACGGGCGUCGGCACCGGGUCGUGGGAAGCAGGGGUGUGGGAUUACAAGGUUCUUCCCAAGACGGGGGCGACGGAGAUUUAUGAUGAGGUUGCCGGGGCGACGUAUAGCUAUGAUAAUAGCUCGCAGGAGUUGAUCAGCUACGACACGCCGGAUAUGAUUACGAAGAAGGUGGCGUAUUUGAAGGGAAAGGGGAUGGGCGGGAGUAUGUUUUGGGAGGCGAGUGGUGAUAAGACGGGGGCGGCGAGCUUGAUUGGGACGAGCUUCUCGAGUUUGGGCGGGUUGGCGACCAGUCAGAAUUUGUUGAGUUAUCCGAAUAGUCAGUAUGCUAAUAUUGUUGCGGGCAUGGCUUAG